AUGGCAGCGAUCGGCUCACUCGUCUUCUGCACGGAUUGCGGAAAUCUGCUGGAUGGCAGUGCAGGCAAACAAAAUGCUAUCCUGACCUGCCAGGUCUGCGGCGCAUCCUGCAAAGAUACCUCAACCAAAACGGUUGUCACUCGCUCCAAGCCGGACGCUUUCCCUUCAGCGCUGCGCGCGAAGCACUCCGAGGUGCAGACUGUCAACGAUGAAGAUAUGGGGGGUCAUGCGACUAUCGCGCAAACCUGCGAAAAGUGCGGCAGGGAGGAAGUGCGCUACUACACUCAGCAACUGCGCAGUGCCGACGAAGGCUCCACCGUUUUUUAUGAGUGCGAGUGUGGGCACAAAUGGAACACGAACAACUGA
Didymosphaeria variabile is the source of this 366-nucleotide messenger RNA. It is a transcript of the gene RPA12, whose product is annotated as DNA-directed RNA polymerase I core subunit rpa12. The transcript is spliced from 3 exons. The record is from RefSeq and is a predicted model, not a curated record. Gene Ontology annotation, molecular function: nucleic acid binding; DNA-directed RNA polymerase activity; zinc ion binding. Gene Ontology annotation, cellular component: RNA polymerase I complex. Bases 1 to 366 code for a protein of 121 amino acids. Lineage: Eukaryota; Fungi; Ascomycota; Dothideomycetes; Pleosporales; Didymosphaeriaceae. Gene Ontology annotation, biological process: termination of RNA polymerase I transcription; DNA-templated transcription.